This is a messenger RNA of Paramecium pentaurelia, 2581 nucleotides long. The record is from the annotation of a GenBank genome assembly. Lineage: Eukaryota; Ciliophora; Oligohymenophorea; Peniculida; Parameciidae.
AUGCUAUAAAGUAGUUAUCGAGAUGGGUAUCAGAUGAAAAAUACACUAACUAAUAUUAGGUCUAAUUAGUUGAAUAUCAAAUAAAUAUCUAAUGACUCAAUUGAAGCAGAUAAAAUUAAAUAGAUAAAUGAGAAAUCAAUUCUAACAAUAUCAAUCUCAACCAACUAUAUGUUAAAUAGAAUCAGGAAAAGAUUUGAUUGCCUAAUUCCAAUCAAAAAGACUCAAUGUAAUUUGCACCAAUUUACUACCUAGGCUAUUUAAUAGAAGAUAUGGGAACAAAAGUAGAUUAACUAUUUAAGAAAUUCAAUUUUUCAAUUAAUAAUGUGGAUUAUAUGAGUGAUCAUAUUAAAAGAUUAACUGAAAAAGUAAAUUAGGAUAUCAAAAAAAGACAAUACUAAUAUCCAUCUAACAUCAAAAUUGAAGAUUACAAAAACUUUUCAUAUUUAUCUCAAGAACACUUUUAAAAUAAACAAGUAAAAUUUACUAUAUUAUAAGAUAGAUUUUUAAUUCAUUCACUAAUAUUGAAUAGAAUACAAUAAUUAGAUAAAAAACUAAAUUAGCAGAUAUAUUAACAACAUCACAUAAAAUAGAAAGACUUGUAACUAAUGAAUUUCAACUUAAUUAAUAUAAUGAAGUCAUAUUAGAAAAGUUAUUUAUUGAUCAUCAUUUAUAUUAAGUUUUAUAAGAAUUUAUUAAGAAUAAAAAGAAUCCUUUGAUUUAUGAGAAAUUAUUUAGAACAUUGGAAAAUUUUGAAACUACACAUAAAGUAGAAAUGAAAUUGUUGGCAGAUUAAUUCAAAGACAUAACACAUAAUGGAACAAAUGAAGAUAUUUGGUAUUAAAUUAAUUAAUAAUUUAAGUGAAAAAAUUAUUAGAAAUACUGUAAAUCAUCUUGAGAAUGAUAUGCUUAAAUAAAUUGGACAUAUAGAUUUGUAAAAUUUAAAUAGAAAAUUUAAAGAAUAUUAUCUUCCUUAAUUACAUGAUUUUGAAAUAUAUUAAGUUGGAUAAUUUUAUCCAAGUGGUAUUCUUCUAGUAUUAAUGAGAUGUGGAAAAGUUAAUGAAGCAGAAAAAUUAUUAUAAACACUUAUAUCUAAUGAUUAGAAUGUAGCUUAAUAAUAUUUUAGUUUCUUUGAUUUGGUAAAUUUGGUUACUUAAUAAAAAAAAAUUAUUAAUUAAAAUGAUGUUGAAGAAAAAUAUAGGUAAUAAUGUUGUGAUAUAAUAUUAUAAUAAUGUUAUUGGCUAUUAAUGGAUGUAAGUGAAGCAUAUGAUAUUUUUGAAGAAACUAAAUUUCAAAAAGAUAAAGACUUUUUCUUUUGGAUGAUUUUGAAAACGGCUCAUGUUUCUGAAAGAUACAUAAAUUAUGAAAAAUAUGAAUAUGAAUCAAAAAAGUCAUUCCCUCAUUGGACUUUAGCUGAAUUACAUGAGGUUAUUCCAUAAACAUCUGUAUGUCUAAGAACUAAUCUCUUUUUAUAAAGGUAUGAUUACAUUUUAAAUGAAUUAUAUAAAAUUCAAAAUUCAUGCUUAUCAUAAGUUGAAUAUUUCAUUUUAAACACAGUAAUUUCAAUCCUUAAUAUUAAAUCAGAAAGUAAUUAAGAAAUUAAAAAAUAAAAUAAAUGGAUAAUUGAUAAUCUUGUAAAUUAUACUUAAAAUAAAUAUCCUCUUGUUUCUUGUUUGAUUUUAUGUGUUUCUGAAUACAAUUCUGAAUCAAUUGCAAAUUUAUUAUAAAGAAGCAACCAUGUUUCUUAAGUAUUAAGUGAUAAAACUACAAAAGAAAAUUUGGAAAGCAUUUUUGGAAAUGAUGAAUUACUAAAAAUAAUAAAUGAAAUGGUUCAUCAACAUUUUGAAAAGAAUUUGCACUCUGCUUUAAAAGAUUUACAAUAAUAAUUGUCUAUGUCUUCAACAAUAAAUUAAAUUAAUGACUGCUAAACUGCAAUAUUAUUAAAAUUAGAUGAAAUGAGUAAUUAUAUUAGACUAUUGCUUAAUUAAAAUGAAGAAGCUUUAAUAGAAACAGCUAUAUAUUUAUAUCAUGAAACAUAAUUUGUUUUGAUAAUCUCUAAUUUUAUAGUGAAUUAAUAUUGUAUUUAAUAAUUUGGGGUCAAAUUGGAUAAAAGUUAACAUUUAGCUAGAAAUUUAGAAAACUUACAUCCAAAAAUAAAGAAUUUAGCAAAGACUUAUAAAUAAUAUUAUUACUUGCAUAGAUUUUAAUUGAUAGAAAUAUUUUAAUUAACUUUUGCUUUAAUGAAAUAAGAUUAAAUAUCAUUAAAUGAAAUUAAUUCUAUGUUAGUCAAUAUUAAUGUACGUGAACUAUCUAAAUGUUUAUUAGAAAAUAAGUAGGUGCAUUUAAUAAAGAUGGUUUUUUGUUAGAUUUUGUAUUUGAUUGAAUAAAAAAAAUUUCUUGAUAAGUCAUUCACAAUGUAAAAAUUUAAAUAAUAUAUUUUAGUGCCAAAAUCAAAGAAUUCAAUGAGACUCUACUCAAAUAUCCUGUCUCUUAAGGGAUUAGAAUUUGUAAAUAGGAAGUUCAAUUUUCUUAGAUUAGUGUAGAUAUACUAAACAAUUAUUCAAAGAUAUUACAGAUUUAUUGA